UACUUUUCAUUGAAAGUAGUUGGCAACACUGCACCCGAGUCCGAGUUGCUUUCACAUUCACGCGAAUCGCGCUACAGUUCCACUGCAACCGAGCUCAGACCACCUCCUACAGGUAGUCUCGGGUUCGGUACCGCGGUGCGCUCCCCGGUCCGCAUGACAGCUUUCACAUUACCAAUUUUUAAUGCGAACCGUGCUCUGUUUCGAACUAAACUGCCAGUGUGAAAGCACGCUUAAUAGUGAAGCGGAGCGCUACUCCCGGAUGUAGCGGCGGUCUGCCUCCUCUCCUUUGAUCCUCUUAUCACCGGACAAGCGACCGAGAUGGAUGUUGUCAACCAGUUGGUCGCCAUUGGGCAGUUCACAAUCAUCAAACAGCCGUUAGGAUUCAUUAAAGUCUUACAGUGGUUCUUUGCCAUCUUUGCGUUCUCCACCUGUGGCGGUUACUCUGGAGUGUUUCGUCUGAGUGUGGAGUGUAAGAACCGCUCAGAGAGUGACCUGAACAUCGAGGUUGAGUUCGGCUAUCCGUUCAGACUGCACCAGGUGUGGUUUGAUGUUCCUACAUGUAAAGGGCCAGAGCCAGAGCGUCUGUUUCUUGUGGGAGACAACUCUUCUUCCGCUGAGUUCUUUGUCACCAUCGGUGUCUUUUCCUUCCUUUACUCAAUGGCAGCCCUCUCUGUGUACAUCUUUCUCCUGGAGAAAUACCACGAGGGAAACAAAGGCGCUCAGGCUGAUUUUGUGGUGACCGCUAUCUUUACCUUUAUGUGGUUGGUGAGUUCAGCAGCGUGGGCCAAAGGUCUCUCAGAUGUAAAGAGGGCAACCGACCCUGAUGAAGUCAUCAACCUCAUUGAUGCGUGUGAUCGUGAGGAGAAUCGCUGCAAAGAAAUCCACGAGCCUGUAGUGUCUGGCCUUAACACAUCUGUGGCGUUUGGAUUCUGUAAUAUGGUGCUGUGGGCAGGGAACCUGUGGUUUGUCUUCAAGGAAACAGGUUGGCUUGCAGCCUUUGCUGGCACUUAUGCGCCCUCUGGAGAAAAGCAGCCAGCACCAGACUCCAUCGGCCAAGGCUAUGGGCAGGAAGGUUAUGGACAGGACCCAUAUGCCAGCUCCCAGGGUGGGUACCAGCCCGACUAUGGCCAACAGGGGGGUGGAUAUGAAGGUGGAGGCUACAACCAAGGAGUGUAUGGUCAGGGCGAACCCACCUCCUUCUCCAAUGAGAUGUGAGCACAGCCACAGUAGCUGAAACUCUGCACUGAUUACAGCAAGUUGACAUUCAUGUGAUCAGCCAGUGUGGAAACUACAGUUUUAGCUAUGUUUCCACUUUCUUCAAAAACAUUUUUUAAAGGGAAGGGGGUCACAUACAAUCUUUAACUGAGGGUACAUGCAUUGGGCCCAGGAGGAAGUGUGCGCCUAAUUUUAAUAUGAUGCCUAUUCUUACUUUAAAUCCACUGGGGUAUUACCCAUCCUGUUAUAAGUAACCACUUGAACAUGCAACCAAAAACUUUAUUGAAAAGUAUUAUGUAUAUGUUAUGUACGGGGAACAGUUUAAAUGAAUUAAUAUAAUUGAAUCAGUGUUUGUCUGCGUGGUGUAAAUAUAAAAUAUAUUUAAAUAGAUAUACUGUGCUGUGAAUUGAACUUAAUGUUUAUUUUUAUUUUUUGUUAUUUAAUUUGUAGUCCCCACAUUUGUUCACUUACUUUUAAUUUAUUGUAGUGGUGUUUUUCCCCAUAUUACCAAUCCAUCAUCAUCGUUCAACCCACAGUAAGAGCUAACCUUAAAACUCCUACUGAAAGUGUGAUAUUUUUCCUUAUUUAUUUGUGUAAAACAUUCUUCGAAGGUUUGUAAGAACACAAAUUAGAUUUUGAGUUGUGUGCCAGUAACUGCUACAAGAAAGUAUUAACAAAAGUCAGUAGUUUGAUAUCAGAUUGGAAACAAUUGGGAUAAGGGAGAGAAAUUGAGUGAACAUUCAAACAUUACCCAAGACGACAUGGAUCUAUUUGGCCCCUGUUCUUCAUAAUGUACACAAAUUAUGCUGAAGAUUUAUGUUCUUUAGUGUUUUGGUUAUAUAUCCAAACCUUUAUGAAUAUAACAUAAUUUCAAAUGUGCAGAUAUGUGAUGAUGAUAUUAAAAGCUACAUUGGAAAGUGAACACUUUUGAAGUCUGGCAUGAGCACUUCAGUACUUGAUCAUCGGUUUAUCUAGUUCUGUGUAACACUGCUGAGUUGUGAAUGAACUAUUUGUAUCCUUCCUGAAAAUUCAUUUCCAUGUGUUUUGGCUUUUUGUUGAUACUGAAAUGUGUUUUUUAUGCUGAAUUUCACAUGAAGGUUCUUUCUCUCCCUCACUAUAUUGUCUGAUAAUGCAAAUAAAAUUAUGUUAGAGAAUGGUGUGGUGAUUACAUUUAUAACCAUG
This is a messenger RNA of Myxocyprinus asiaticus (Chinese sucker), 2397 nucleotides long. Its product is annotated as synaptophysin-like. The transcript has 8 exons. The coding region runs from base 319 to 1215 and encodes 298 amino acids. Gene Ontology annotation, cellular component: synaptic vesicle membrane; synaptic vesicle; presynaptic active zone. NCBI's taxonomy places the organism in Eukaryota, Metazoa, Chordata, Actinopteri, Cypriniformes, Catostomidae. The record is from RefSeq and is a predicted model, not a curated record.